Lactuca virosa is the source of this 522-nucleotide messenger RNA. NCBI's taxonomy places the organism in Eukaryota, Viridiplantae, Streptophyta, Magnoliopsida, Asterales, Asteraceae. The record is from the annotation of a GenBank genome assembly.
AUGGCUAACAGGUCUAGGCGAAACCAAGCUGGAAGUCAUUCCGAAUUUCCAUGGUACACUUUUCCACGCAACGUAGGGCCCAAGAUUUAUGCGAAAUGGAAUGCCAAACUCGAUUCACUGAAGCAACGAAAGGUGCAUGUUCCUGCGGUUGUGAAUUGGCAGUGGUUUAGCGAAACCGGAUUGUUAGAAGCACUGGAUCCGUAUCUUCAUAAGAUGUUUGAAAGCAUUCAUGGACCAUUUGUUUGUAUGGGAUGGAGAAGGAUUUUUCAGAUUCAAGAGACUGUUUACAAGGAGUUAGUGGUGGAAUUCUUAUCUACUGUUUCAUUCGCAAGGAAAGCUGGUAUUUAUGCGGAUGACAAUUUGACUUUCUGCCUUGGUGGUGAGAGGAGAUCACUGACCCUUGCUGAUUUUUCCCUCAGAAUAGGGAUUUAUCUUCCAUCUGAAGUUCAUUCAGAAUCUUACCAGCAGUAUAUUGCGAAUUGUGUGAGAGAUGUCGAGGGGUUCAAGGCUGAAGAGCAUUGA